AUGCAAGUAUUCUUCUUUCUCCUCCUGGAGCUUUCUUCUGUGGCGGGCUUCACUGGAUUGUGGUCUCGAUCUUCUGGCUGGAGAAACCAAGCUCACACUUCAUAUUCUUCUUGGCUGAGAGUCGUUGCUCUGUCCCCUGAUGCCGACGGCACUACAGACCAAGAUGAUUUCAGUCUCCUUAGGAAUGCUACAAAUAAUAAGGCACCGGUGAGAAGCAAUGAAAUAGGCAAUGGACGGAUAGACUUCAAUCAAUUGAGUGAGAUGAAAGAGUCAAUCGACAUUAUAUCGGUCAUUGAGUCAUAUAAUCUAGAUCGCUUCGAACGGAAAUCCGACGAUCGAGCUACAGCUCUUUGUCCCUUUCACGAUGAUGAGAAUCCUUCCCUUUCGAUUGAUCGAACGAGAAAAAUGUACAAGUGUUUUUCAUGCGGAGCCGGGGGAGAUGCUUUCCGUUUUGUUCGUGAAUAUAGUAAACUAAAAGGCCAGCAAAUGUCGUUUUAUGAGGCCGUUCUCGAAGUCAGCACGAAGUUUGGCGACGGCCAUGUCGAAGGGAUCGGAAAGUCUGUCCAAGCGGAAAGCCCCGAGCUUCGACAGCGCAAAGAACGCACACUGUACGCGAACGCCGUUGCGGCAGCAUUCUACGCAACUUGCCUGACAAAGCCCUCCGCAGGAGGUGCCCGGCAGUACCUCCGGCAGCGCGGGUUGACUCCAGAAGCUGUUCGAACGUUCGCCUUGGGAUUUGCUCCGGAUUUCUAUUACGGUGCCAACCGAUCGCGAAAGAAAUGGGGAGAGGAUAGUUUGGUACAGCAUAUGCAAAGUCUUAACUUCACUGUAGAUGAGCUUUUGGAAGCUGGAUUAGCGACUGAGACAAAGACGACGGAAGAACCUGUCCAAAAGUUUUCCUUUGGAGAAGAUCCAUUACUAGAAGGCGCUUUUACUUCAAAACCAACAAGUACAAGUUGCCCUUUCGAUUCAAUCAUCGAUCGGUUUCGUUUUCGAAUUGUUGUUCCGAUAAUGGACAAGGCGGGAGCGAACGUUUUGGGAUUUGGAGGGCGCAUCUUGCCUUCGAUCGUAGAAAUGCCCAACGCCUACAAUCCUCCGAAGUACUUGAACAGUCCGGAGUCACUUGUUUUUAAGAAAAAGUGCAUUCUAUUUGGUCACAGUUUGGCUAAAGAGACUGUGAAGCAACCAAAAAAAAGCGAGCACGAGCAACUGGCGAACACUUUGAUUCUUGUCGAAGGAUAUAUGGAUGUUAUGUCUCUUUGGACAAUCGGCGUUAGAAACGUGGUAGCAGCCAUGGGAACCGCUGUCACUAUGGACCAACUGGCUAUCGCAGCAAAAAGCAUUCGAAAUGGAAACUUAGUGCUGUGUCUGGAUAAUGACAGCGCUGGAUUAUUGGCGCUCGAAAGGCUUUGUUCGAAUGGAUUACUUUCGCGGAUCGUAUCGAAGUACGGGACUGAGAUUAGCAUUGCUUUACUUCCAAGCGGAAUCAAAGACCCAGGGGAGUUCAUAGAAUCCAAAGCUGAAGCGGCCUCAACAACCAUUGCCGAUGCCUUUCAAACCGAGGUACUUUCUAAAUCGCAAGAUUGGAUUGACUGGUAUUUGCAGCAAUUGCUGGAGAGCUAUGAUUCCAAGGCCGGUAGAGGUAGGGCCGGUAGUUUCGGCGAUGUUUUUGAACGUGUUGCAAAUUUUUUGGCCAACAAUAUGGGUCCAGCGGAUCGAACGAAACAUGCGUGCGAAAUUGCCGUGUCUCUUGCUAAGACAACUGCAAACGAAAUGGGCUCUGAUCACGCAUCAAGCGCGGUCCAAAACCAGUUAGAGUCAGAUCUUAUUGAUCUCUCUUCUCGUUUAGCGGAGAAAAAGAGAGCCAUUCAGAGGCGGACUGAGUUGGUGAAUUCAGAUGGUAAUGUAGGAUCACAGAAAGAUGCUCUUUUUGCGUUAACUAGAGGGAGCGGGCCAAGUGCGGAUGAAAGUGAUAAGCUUUCAAGUAGUGCGUCAAAAGGUAGCGAUCUGCUUUCAGUUGCUCUAAACGACGUAGAUUUGCUAGACAAGUUUCCCGCACCCUCUUUUGAAAGAGCAUCUCUAACCAGGAGAAAACGGACACAUGAUGCGGCAAUUUCCAGAACUCUGAACAAGGCUUUGACGCCACAUUUCUCAGGUUUUCGGUUUAUGUACAAGAGUGACUCACAGUGGCUGGGUGUCGAUGAAGAUAAGCUAAAAGGCGGCGAAUUGACCUUGGGCUAUAUCAAGAAUACCUGGCGAAAGAAAGAAAAGAGUAUUUAUUUCAAUUCUAACGAUUAUCAUGGCCAUCAAUUUCUCACUGAAGAUGCUAUGGACGCAGGUUAUGUCAACCGCAAUGUUAGACGUGACCCUUCGUUUGUCGAAAAGGGCGUCGCCUGUUUAGUCUACCGAGACACGGAGCUGAUGCUGAAGACUGCAGAAGAUAACAUGCUGACUACGCUUGUGGACUGCCCAUCAGCGCGCACAGUAUUGAAGAAUAUGCUUGAUGCACGCUCGGCUACUGGGUCCAGCAAUCUAGUUGAGUGGACCAAUACCGAAAAAGAAUGGCUCUUUUCUACUUUGGUAUAUUCCUCUUCUUCCAUCCCAGAAGGCUGCACCAAUCGAACUGAAUUGAUGCGCUUUCUUAAACGUAUUCCUGACUGUCCACCUCAGGCUUUUAUCCAUACCACGGUGUCCGCAAAUCGCAACAGCAAUUCAAAAAAGGACUAUACCAAGAGUCUUCCUGAAUCUUCAAAUGAGGUGAUUGGCGGGAAAGAAAUUUAUGGAAGAUUUGAUACCUACUCUAAAGUAGGGAACGGGACUUUAUCCCUCUUCUUCAACGGAGUUCGAAACGAUCUGGAUAGCGCAGCCUCUUUGAACGUAACCCGAGUAAACGUUCUUACACAAGAGCGCUGGGCCGCUGUACUGUGGGCAUCCACGGCACAUCAAGCAAGACAAAUUCGAGAAAAGUUGCUAUCGCUCUCGAAUGCUAUGGAAGGUCGUACGGCGACUGGCAUCAAAAACGUCCGUUUUGCUGUAUCACCAGAAGUUACGCUCAGCUCAGACCAUCCAGUAGAAGGCGACGGAAAUCCUUGUGACUCAACAAGGCUCCGUGACCUCACCAUUGCUCUGCAAAACAAGAAUCGUGUUCUUCAAACACUUUCUGAUUCUUCAAAGCGCCUUUGGACGAAGCUGGUUGAUGAGACUCUGUCUGACGGUAUAGAGGGACAUGUUUCGGCAUCCCUUCAAAUGGACCUAUCAGUCAGGUUAGACGAAUAUUUAAACGCAUUCAUCGACGUCCCUUCGCAGAAAGUGGAAACGACACAGAAACUGGAAACGAUAUUGUCGGGCUUAGAAGAUGAAGAGCCUUACGAAGAUACACUUGAGCGAAUAGCGAAAGAUUGGGGUGAAUGGGCAGACGACGAUUAUUUAUGGACAAUGGAUGACGCCAUUAGCAAGACGAAUAAAAAGCAGGUUGCUUCCCCAGACUUAAUUUCAGCAAUUACCGAAGACGAAGAUGACGAAAAUGUGGAAGAUGCACUACAAAGGAUUUCUCGAGAUUGGGCUGAGUGGGAUGAGUGA
Molecule: messenger RNA, 3579 nt
Organism: Phaeodactylum tricornutum CCAP 1055/1
Lineage: Eukaryota; Bacillariophyta; Bacillariophyceae; Surirellales; Neidiaceae
Exons: 3
Coding region: 1-3579 (1192 amino acids)
Biological process (GO): DNA replication, synthesis of primer; DNA replication
Cellular component (GO): cytoplasm
Molecular function (GO): zinc ion binding; DNA binding
Source: RefSeq, a predicted model, not a curated record